Molecule: messenger RNA, 912 nt
Organism: Aureobasidium melanogenum CBS 110374
Lineage: Eukaryota; Fungi; Ascomycota; Dothideomycetes; Dothideales; Saccotheciaceae
Product: high osmolarity signaling protein
Exons: 4
Coding region: 1-912 (303 amino acids)
Molecular function (GO): protein binding
Source: RefSeq, a predicted model, not a curated record
AUGGAAGGCAAUCGCCGCGAUAUGUACAGCGGACGCAAACCGAGAUUCAGUUGUGGUCAGAUCAUCGGCGAUCCAUUUGCCCUCGCAACUUCUUCGAUAGCCAUCAUCGCCUGGCUCAUCGCCUUCGUGGCUUCCAUCAUCGCCAAGAUCCAUGGCCAGUACCCCAACUAUUCAUGGUGGGCUCUGGUCUACAUGUUCUUCUGCAUCGUUGGAGUCUUGGUCACCGUCGCUUCUGACUCUGUCUUCACCUACCAUGUCGCUAUUGUCGGUUUCCUGGCUGCUGGCCUUGUCUUUACAACAUCCUCGGUAAACUCCUUGGUCUACUCGUCUGACGGAGCACACGAAGCAGCCGCCGCCGGCUUCAUCCUUCUCUCCAUGGUCGCUAUCGUCUGGAUUUUCUACUAUGGAUCCCAGCCCACUGCGGCCAGUCGCAACGUGAUCGAUUCCUUUGCCCUCCACAGAGACAGUCGCGUGCCAUCGCGCAUCUCUCGCCAGCCUCAACACAACAGCUACCGUCCCGAGACCUCGAUCUCCCAGCAACCACAAAUGUAUACAUCGGCCCAGCUCAGCGGCUUCGAAACAUCAUCACCCGUCACUGGCUUCCCAGGAGGUGCUUUGGGAGCAAUGGACAGCAACCGCGACAGUGGUGCUCGCUAUGGACAGACAAACAGCUUGGCCCCUCAUACAGUAGCAACAGAUCGACCAAACUCCACUGCCGCAGCUCCAGCAGAAUACCCGUACCGUGCGAAGGCCAUUUACAGCUAUGAGGCCAACCCCGACGAUGCCAACGAAAUCAGCUUCUCGAAACACGAAGUCUUGGAGAUCAGCGAUGUUAGCGGAAGAUGGUGGCAGGCCAAGAAAGAGAACGGCGACACUGGCAUUGCACCAAGCAACUACCUCAUUUUGUUGUAG